AUGACUACCAGGUCCAAAUCUGGUCUGUGUCAGAAGAAGUCUUUCGAGGAUUAUCAGUGUUUUACUUAUAUGCAUGACUCUACUACUCUUGAUGAGCCUUCUACAUUUCGUGUGGCUUCUUUCUCUCCUGCCUGGAUUAAGGCUAUGGAGGAAGAGAUUUUUGCCUUAACAAUGCAGGGUACAUGGUGUCUAGUCCCUCGCCCUGCUAAUACAAAUAUUGUUGGCUCCAAGUGGAUUUACAAGAUCAAAAGAAAUUCAGAUGGGACAGUUUCUCGCUAUAAAGCUCGACUGGUGGCACAGGGGUUUAGUCAAGAGGCUGGCUUUGACUACGAUGAAACCUUCAGCCCAGUGGUCUUACUUACUCUUCGAUUUGUUGUCUUCUUGGGUUCCAAUCCAAUUUCAUGGCAGUCUAAGAAGCAGGGGUCUGUCUCCCGUAGCUCCACUGAAGCUGAAUACCGUGCUCUUGCUAAUGCUUCAGCAGAGGUUGCUUGGAUUCGUCAGAUACUUGCAGAUCUUCAUGUCUUUCUCCCAGAUCCUCCUCUGUUGUUUUGUGAUAACAUGUCUGCGUUAGCUCUCAGCUCUAAUCCCGGGUUCCAUUCUCGCAUCAAACAUUUGGAUGUCGACUUCCAUUUUGUUCGAGAAUGUGUACAACGCAAAGACUUCUUAGUGCACUACUUUCCUACUGAUGAGCAGGUGGCAGAUGUUCUUACUAAGGGGCUUCAUAGUCCAGUAUUUGUUAAGCAUUGUACCAAUCUCAGUUUAGGCACCCUGACUGAGAUUGAGAGGGGGUGUUUACCCAAUGGUUAG
Molecule: messenger RNA, 807 nt
Organism: Prunus armeniaca (apricot)
Lineage: Eukaryota; Viridiplantae; Streptophyta; Magnoliopsida; Rosales; Rosaceae
Source: the annotation of a GenBank genome assembly